CCUACAUGUCGGUUUUUUAUAGGACCUAAACAACGGGCUGUAUGAAAGUUAUUAUUUUAAUUUUAUUGGUGCCAUUAGCCGACCUGCUUUGGAGGAUUUAGCUGCAGUUGCGGUCAAGACUGAUACCGUUUCCAAGAUACAGAAGGUCGUUGAUCAAUACCUGUCAUUCAUUUGUCUCGAAGAUGAUCUGUUUACAUUGAGACGGUAUUCAAAUGAUACAAUCAAUCGUGCUGAUAUGGAGAACGAUGAAAUGAACCGAAUUAUUGACAGCAUUGUAGAUGGACUGUAUUCGGUAUGUGUUACCCUUUGCUCAGUGCCCAUAAUUCGUUGCCCAAGAAACAAUGCUGCGGAACUAGUCGCCGAAGUAAGCUGAUA
Molecule: messenger RNA, 375 nt
Organism: Soboliphyme baturini
Lineage: Eukaryota; Metazoa; Nematoda; Enoplea; Dioctophymatida; Soboliphymatidae
Source: the annotation of a GenBank genome assembly